CCCCUCCUUCCUGCUUCCUCGAUCCGCAUUCGCACUGGACUUGUUCACGACGCUCCUUCCUGCCGAUUCUAAUACUAAUUUCGAGCUCCCGCUCACACAACGCUCGCUGCCAUCUGCCAUCUGCCAUCUGCCUCCUCCGCUCCUUCUACCACCAGCCCCAUCGCUCACUCAUUUUCGUCCAUUUCCACCCUUUCCCACACACAACUGAGUUGUCCAUCGCAUCGAGAACGCCGGGCGUCCACCACCAAACACUCCUUGGAUUUCCUACUCUUCGACAACAGCGACAACUUCUAAUAAAACACACGCACACGCACGCAUCUGCUCUCCCAUUUGCAAUUCACGAAUACCGCAAAGCUCCCACGCCGCUAAUUCGCACACUCGCACACUACUCCCACGUAUCACCCGACGAGCCAGUGAGACACUUCCCGCUAGACGCCGACGUGCAUACGCCCAUCCAAAUCAUCCGAACGAACACCUGAUGGACGAUCGGAACAUACAACUUGUAGUACAUCAACUGCUAAUUCCUAAUUAACGAGAGCAACGAUCUACUCACACGGCCCGCGAAACUACCUACACACGACUUCACCAAGAGGAGAGCCAGCAAGACGUGACAUAGGAUAAAGGUUGCUUCGACAUCUGGAAAUUAGACGCACGCACGAACCGCUAGAGGCCCAGAGGGAACAGCAACAACGAACAUCCCAGAGUCACAAAAUCUGCAGCAUCGCAGAACCACAAAAAAGAGGAACCGUUGGGAGACGAAAAAAAAAAAAAAGAAAAGAAAUACCGAUAACGGUUAUCAGCAAACGAACACCUGCAGGCGCGCACACACCACUGAUUGACCCGUGAGCCACAGAACGCGACUGGUUGCUCAUUGGACGGGGUGGAUUCCCAUAGGAACAGGCCCUCGACUUUGGUGGACUGGGGUCAGUCAGAGACAAACAGCGCAAAGAGCUCACCCCGGCCCAGGGAAACUGACGAAAAAAAAAAAAGAGGGCGAGGACGAAAACAAAAGGAAGGGGAAGAAAAACAAAGGAGCCCGGCCAGACUCGCAGGCGCAGCGACCGAAGCGAAUUGAAAGCGGACCCCGAACCUGGAUUUCCUGACUGAGAGAGAGAGCAGAGGCACCACCCGACCCCUAACAGCCCCCCGACGCGAACAUGGCCACGGCCACAGCAGCAGCACCGCCAGCACCAGCACUCGCACCCGCACCCGCAAUAGCAGCACCAGUACCAACAGAUGGUGGUUUCGAAGCUGCGGGCCAUGCCCCGACUCUGAAUCCCACACAGCUCUCUUCUGCUACGGUAUCCGCAUCCGCGUCCGCGUCCGCGUCUCCUUCAUCCUCAUUCUCUUCGCAAGGUGCUGUUGCAUUCCAUACUCCCUCACUUUCUGCGACAUCUUCAGCAAAUUCACCUUCUUCACCUUAUCACGCACACCGGCUGAGCCACAACUCGUCCAAGCUUCCCGCUUUUCGAUUCGCCGACUUACACAAGCAAUACCAAUCUCCACGCCUAGUGCUCCCCUCACUACUGCAGCACAUCCCGCCGUCGCCUGUCUCGCCUAAAUCGACUCCAACAUCCAACGAGAUUCACUCGGCACCUGCGAUUGGCACUGCCACCGACACAAUCACUUUCACCGACACAGACGCCCUCACUGACACUGACAUUGGCAUUGGCAUAACCACCGACACUGACACCGCCUCUCCCACCACCCUGCCAACAACGUCAGACUUGCAGCUGCACCACCAGCAGCCACAACAACACAUCGUCGACCCGGAAAACAACAUCCCACCCCAAAACAACCACUCGACUUCACUUCGACUACACGAUCGGCGCCCCUCCCAUCGCCAAUUGUCCCAGCUCUCACCCCGGAUUUCGAGUCCUAUUCACGAACUGCCCGAGUCGCCUCCAAAACUCAGCCCUCGUUCCCGCGCAUCAACGUAUCAGGUUGCUACCCAGUCCACCCCUGCAGCUUCAGCCACCUCACCAAGACGGCCCGCGUCUUAUCCCGACCGCCCCGUCAUCGUGCAGUCCAUCUCAUCCCACAGCAACGUCGCAGAUCUCAAGACAACUGCCCCUCUCUCCCGACUGCAAACUCGACGUGCGGCUGCAUACCGAUCCCGCGAGUCGAAUGCGACCGAUACCGAGUCACCAUCCGCAGAUACCGAUCACUUGCAAACCCCCGACACUCCCGACGACGUCGCUCAACCCCAAGGCGACAAAACAACAAAGGACUGGGCCAAGGGACAGCGUGAGCUGAUACUGCCAAAGACUUUGGAGAACGCAAGUCCGACAGAUGAAAAACGAAAGUCGAUAGCCUCGCGACCCCCCGUAUCCUUCAAAGCCACCACCGCUAGCACCCCGACCACCUCGGUGCGCGUGGCUCCCAUCCGUUCCUUUCGCUCAUCCGGGUCUCGUCGAAGUCUGGGACUCGACAGUAGCACCUCCACCAUGCGGUCUUUUGACUUUGGCGACGACUACGCCGACUCCAAUCAGCGCGACCGCACUCUGCGCGCCCUUGAAGGACGACGCGACGACAACGACUAUUCGCAAAUGACACCGCCGUUGUCAGCCGACGCCGACGACACGACCGGUGACGUCUUUAUGAAAAUCGCCAGACAGGAACCAACGCGCCGUGGCUCUAAAGAGGUUGCGCCAGCGGAGCAGCCAAGUGCCAUAGCCCGUGUCGCAAGAUCUUCGCAUCGCCGACCCCUCUCCGCUGCUGUUCCAUUGUCUUAUCAUCAUCCCGUCUCCCCACCCCAAAUCAGUCGCCGUCUGUCCGAUCAACAAGAAACUUCCAAGAAGAGGAUACGCCAAUCGUCAGAGGACGACAGCGCUGCUGACCCAAUGGCUCGCGCGUUGGCGUACCGAUCGCCUUUGACCCGAGACCGGCCUUCAUCCGCGCAUCCCGGCGAAGACCUUGGUCGCGCAAAGACAUUCCAUCAAUCUUCGUCUCGCUCAACCGUCAACACACCCCGGUCCUUUACCUUUCAGGAUCCGAUGGGGGAGAACUCUCCAUAUGCACGGAGAAGGCCUUCUUUGACAGACAGCAACACCGGGUACUCUGCGCGCAGCUCGGCGUACAAACAAUCCAACUUGUCGUAUGGCCAAACGCGUACGUAUAACUCUUCGCCAUUGGUUCCUAAAUCGAUAGAGGCACCACGCACCGAAACGCACCAAGACGCGGCAACGACAGUCGAGGGAACCGAAUCGACGGCGACAGCAUCGACAAACGCACCGUCGACAGUUUGGGAUGAAUUGGAUGAUCUCAAGUCCCGCAUCCAUCGCCUGGAAUUGACCGGCAAGUUACCCAAGACAUCGGGCGCCGCAAUGUCAAGAGCCUCAGACGAGCGCCCGCCGACCGCAACCAACACGACCAUGUCCACCUCGCCGAAAAGAGCUUCCGAAAGCCAGCACCCCCACACCGACGCAAUUAGCACGACGUCUUCACAACGCGAGGUCCAGCAACCCAUCCUUCUUUCUGCUGUCAACAAGUCCAAGCCAUUCCUUAGUGAAGAGGUGGCGAAGGCACUCGAGGUGGCAGCAACAGACGCCCUGGCACUGGCCAACAUGAUGGGGACGGCAGGUCAACCCGGGCCCAUCUCCAGCGGUGCCAGCACAAUUGGCGUCGGCACCAGCCUGACGGAUCGUCAAUUGCGACGCAAGGCUGACAGCAUCUGCCGAAGCCUUACGGAGUUAGUCCUGGCAUUGAGCGAAGAAGCGGCUGGCAACAAGACUCUCCAAGUCAACGUCCCUACACCAAAGGAAACGACGACACCAGUCACACCAACUAUCAACAAGACCUUCACCGGCGGAUCAUCUGGCCAGCGACGUCCUAGCAUAACGUCUGCCGAGCAGCAGACUCUCCCGAAGGCCAAUGUUAACACGGUCAAGAGCCCGAGGGCCCUCUCAAAAUACGAAGAGAGGCGCAACACCAUGCUUAACCCGGUUUCGCUCCCCAGUCCCAGGUUUGCCCUUCCACCUGGCACCAUUCCUAGUACUCCCGGCGACAGCAGCAAAAUGGCGAACCGAAAGUCAUCCUUGUUCAUUGGCCGGUCGCGCCGCGCUGUUACCGAAGAGCCUGAGGAUGGCCGCAGGUCUUCCAUGCUGAGGACCCGACGAGCAGGCACAGAGGAGCCAGAGGAUUCACGCGAAGCAGCAGGCCGCGAGAACGGACGUCAAACGUCACUUCUUCGCUCACGCAGAGGAACUGUAGGCGGCGAAGACGAAGAUGAAUCUAGAUUCCGCGCCCCGUCCCGCGCUGCUACAGAGCUCACCACACCGGCCCGCGCAGUCUCCCAUACCUACCUCUCAAACACCAACUCCAACGAACUAUCAUCACCAGCUUCUUCUGCCCUGCCUCGCAGACGGUUCGGAGCUUCCUCUAUCACUUCUCGGCUGGUUGCGCCUUCCACACCAUCGCUGGCGACGCGCCGAUAUCUGGAAAGAACUCCAGAACGCGAACAACCUUCCUCGGCUGAGAAAGCCACCGAAGAACGGCCGCAACAGGUUGUUGCGCAGCCGCGACACUUUUCUCUCAGUCACACUUCGUUGCUGAACCGGGCUAGCAGCAUUAGCCGCAGACCGAAUCGCGACAGCACGAUAACGAAUUCAUCAACGGCUGCUCAGUCGGGCAGUUACCGAUAACGUCUUUACGAAUCACAGUCACACGGAUGAAUGUAUCAUAGAUGUCUUAUUCUCACGCUGGCGUCAUUCUUGUUUUGCAUAUGGUAAAACCGCAUGGGCUCGGCAGCGGUCACUCUGUACUUGUAUGACAAUCCACGAGGGAAGGCCGAUUGAUUUCUUGGGACUCGCCUUUCCCGUUAAAAAAAUAGGCUGGAGUAGAGCAUUUGUAUAUCGAGCAGUCCAUAGGAAAAAAAAAGGUUAAAGACAGA
This is a messenger RNA of Colletotrichum scovillei, 4891 nucleotides long. RefSeq lists its product as uncharacterized. Lineage: Eukaryota; Fungi; Ascomycota; Sordariomycetes; Glomerellales; Glomerellaceae. The transcript has 2 exons. The coding region runs from base 1158 to 4643 and encodes 1161 amino acids. The record is from RefSeq and is a predicted model, not a curated record.